AUGCCCUUAACCAAUAUGUUAGAAGUUGAAGUUUUUUAUUGUUGGGGCAUUGAUUUCGUUGGUCCGUUUCCUCCCUCUUUCGCUAAUGAGUACAUUCUUGUUGCCGUUGACUAUGUAUCUAAGUGGGUGGAAGCACUUGCGACACCUAAGGCCGACUCUAAAACAGUGAUCAAAUUCUUAAAGAAAAAUAUCUUCUCACGUUUUGGUGUGCCAAGGGUGUUGAUAAGUGAUGGAGGUUCUCACUUUUGUAAUACACCUCUGGAAAAAGUUUUAGAACAUUAUGGUGUAAAACAUAAGGUGACCACCCCCUAUCACCCACAAGCAAAUGGUCAAACGGAAGUAUCAAAUAGAGAGGUAAAGAGAAUUCUUGAGAAAACGGUCUCGAGCUCUAGAAAAGAGUGGUCAUUGAAACUAGAUGAAGCUUUGUGGGCAUAUCGUACUGCCUACAAAGCUCCUAUUGGACUAACCCCUUUUCAGAUGGUCUACGGAAAAACGUGUCACCUCCCGGUAGAGCUGGAACAUAGAGCAUUGUGGGCUCUUAAAUUUCUGAACUUUGAUACCACUCUGGCCGGCCACAAAAGAAAAGACCAACUCCAUGAAUUGGAAGAGUUAAGGGACCAGGCGUAUCACUCCAAUAAGCUCUACAAAGACAAAGUCAGAGCUUAUCAUGAUAAAAAGGUCCGAUGCAAAAGUUUUCAUGAGGGGCAGAUGGUGUUGCUAUUCAAUUCGCGGCUUCGAUUGUUUCCCGGUAAACUUAAAUCAAAAUGGUCUGGACCAUUUGUGGUGAAGGAAGUGAGGGACUAUGGAGCCAUUGUGAUUGAGGAUCCCAAGUCUAAGGAAAGCUGGACAGUUAAUGGUCAAAGACUUAAGCUUUAUCAUGGUGGGGAAGUGGUGCGCGAAUCAUGUGCUGUGUUACUUAAUGAUCCGUGA
Messenger RNA from Vicia villosa (hairy vetch), 930 nucleotides. RefSeq lists its product as uncharacterized. The transcript has a single exon. The coding region runs from base 1 to 930 and encodes 309 amino acids. Gene Ontology annotation, biological process: DNA integration. Lineage: Eukaryota; Viridiplantae; Streptophyta; Magnoliopsida; Fabales; Fabaceae. The record is from RefSeq and is a predicted model, not a curated record. Gene Ontology annotation, molecular function: nucleic acid binding.